Brachypodium distachyon (stiff brome) is the source of this 1101-nucleotide messenger RNA. RefSeq names its product auxin-responsive protein IAA30. Gene Ontology annotation, molecular function: protein binding. Gene Ontology annotation, biological process: regulation of DNA-templated transcription. Bases 189 to 845 code for a protein of 218 amino acids. NCBI's taxonomy places the organism in Eukaryota, Viridiplantae, Streptophyta, Magnoliopsida, Poales, Poaceae. The record is from RefSeq and is a predicted model, not a curated record. Gene Ontology annotation, cellular component: nucleus. The transcript has 3 exons.
AAACUCUUCAUUAUUGGCAUUCCACCCGCCAUUAUCAUUUCCUGUCCCCCCACCUCGACCUCCAUCUAUUUGUGCUCACGAGCCAAACCCAAGCCCAGCAGCAGCAGCAGGAGCACGCUCGAUUACUCGAAAGCAAAUCAACAAGGAGCCAAGAACUGUUCAUUGGAGGCUGCUGGAGCAGGAGAUCAAUGGCGGAGGGCCUCGGUUUCGAGGAGACUGAGCUCCGGCUCGGCCUGCCCGGCGGCGGCAACGACGACGCCUCGGCUAGGGGCUCCGGCAAGAGGGGCUACGCUGAGACCAUCGACCUCAAGCUGAAGCUGGAGCCAGCGCCGGCCGUGGGUGAAGAUGAAGUGGCCAACGAAGGUAUCGCCGCCGCGACCGCGGAGCAGCUUUCUUCGUCAGCUGCCGCCGAUGGGAAGAUGAAGAGGUCCCCGAGCCAGACCAGCGUGGUCACCUCUGACCCCGAGAAGCCGCGCGCACCCAAAGCGCAGGCGGUGGGCUGGCCACCCGUCCGGUCGUUCCGGAAGAACAUCCUCGCGGCACAGACCGAGAAAGGCGACAGGUCGGCGGCGUUGGUAAAGGUGAGCAUGGACGGCGCGCCCUACCUGCGCAAGCUCGACAUCGGCGCGUGCAACAGCUACGACGAGCUCUCCAUGGCGCUGGAGAAGAUGUUCAGCACGAUGAAAGAGAGCAGCUGCGUGCCCACGUACGAGGACAAGGACGGCGACUGGAUGCUCGUCGGCGACGUCCCCUGGGAGAUGUUCGUUUCGUCUUGCAAGCGGCUCCGGAUAAUGAAAGGAUCGGAAGCCAUCGGCCUUGGUGGGAAAUGCAAGAUCGUAAGCUGAUCGAGGAAGGGUAUUGGUUUGAAGAUCAUGGCUUUGCUUGCUCAACCCUGUACCAUAAUAUAUGUCGUUAAUUACUCUACUAUGAUUCGGUUGAAGUUUAUGUCGCCUCGUCAAGUUCAGGCGGCGGUUUGGUGUAUUACUUGCGUAUGUUCCAUUUUAUCAUAUAUACUACGUAACGAAGAUGUCAUCGACGUGUCACUGUUACAUACAGAUUGUCUGUCUGUCUUCCUUUUCUAUGCAUUGCUAUUUUACUUUA